AUGGCACACAUAUCCAAAAUGUUAUUGUUCAAGGCCCAGUAUCAACAGUCACUGGCUCUGGUAAGGGAACGACUAGAACAUAUUCGAAGAGGCUUAGCGCAACUGGAUGCGACAACUCAACGAUUUUUGAAGUUGUUGAAGCAGAUGCGAGAAGAGGAAGAAAGACAAAUUAUAGAACAACUUUUCGCUCAUUUCCAAGAUGGAGAGUAACGUUAGAUCAGUAAAAGCCUUAUCUGCGGAAUAAAUCCCUUUGUGCUGAAGUUUCCUCGUGACCUGUCUGUUGACGUUUUAUAAAAAGAGGUGAAAAGUUCGCAUGGAUAUCACGUGCGCGUUUCAAAAUGCAAGACGUCAAAUGUUACAAAAAAUACUUUCUCGUAGAUUCACUGUUCCUAAGCAUUGAACGCUGAAGAACCUUAUCUCAAGAUUUGAAGG
Molecule: messenger RNA, 432 nt
Organism: Gryllus bimaculatus (two-spotted cricket)
Lineage: Eukaryota; Metazoa; Arthropoda; Insecta; Orthoptera; Gryllidae
Source: the annotation of a GenBank genome assembly